GGUGGCCCGGUCGUGGAAUGCAUAAUCGUGAUCCGGGGUCCAGUGGCCCUAUGAAACGAGAAGGGAACGCCACAUGGCAGGGAGCAGGCAUGGAUUAUGGCGUGAGUUUCCAGCAUUUGACCCUUUUGGGCGCAGAUGCUGCCUCGGGGUCCGGGGACCUCAAGCUUCAGCUCCGAAAAUCCAGCCUGUAGGCUGUAGCCCAGCCGUAGGGGAGGACCCACGGCUGUUUUUGCUCGACUCGGGAAGGGCUUCGGCGGCCGCGAGGCUCGAGCGAAGGAACGAAUCAACUGACCCAGACGUGGCUGGGGAGUUCAGACGAACCGAAGAGGUGCUUCAAAUUGCAAGUGGCGAAGUGUAAAUACGGAGGGAGUUCGAACUUCCGUCCUUAUCACUGGGCUUGCAGAGCCUCUUGAUCCAAGCGGCUUGAAUCUCCAACGAAAACCAAUAGCACCAUCUCGCCUUCCUGCUUUCACCGCUGCUGUCGUCUAAUCACUUGCAAUCCGACGGUGGACACAUAGGAGCAGCGAGUCAUGUUCUCCUUCCGCCCUA
This is a messenger RNA of Hyaloscypha bicolor E, 549 nucleotides long. RefSeq lists its product as uncharacterized. The record is from RefSeq and is a predicted model, not a curated record. The transcript has a single exon. NCBI's taxonomy places the organism in Eukaryota, Fungi, Ascomycota, Leotiomycetes, Helotiales, Hyaloscyphaceae. Bases 74 to 358 code for a protein of 94 amino acids.